Molecule: messenger RNA, 933 nt
Organism: Hibiscus syriacus
Lineage: Eukaryota; Viridiplantae; Streptophyta; Magnoliopsida; Malvales; Malvaceae
Product: protein POLYCHOME-like
Exons: 3
Coding region: 56-802 (248 amino acids)
Biological process (GO): negative regulation of ubiquitin protein ligase activity; regulation of nuclear division
Cellular component (GO): nucleus
Source: RefSeq, a predicted model, not a curated record
AGAUGCCUUAUCGCCGUUAGACCCUUUUGAAGCAAUCGCCCAUUUCUUCUAAGCAAUGGCUGAGUCGAGAGAUAGACUCGUGAGAAACGUUGAUUUAGCGGAAGUCUUUGCUCGAAGACGGAUUGGGCAUUUGAGAAUCCUCUCGCAAGAAGCGAUGGAGCUUUUAGGCGGCUCCCCUGUUACUCGUAGGCCAAUGGGUGUUGCCGGUGCUACUCUUUCGACGGCACGUGUAGGAGGGUUCCGCCGGGGUAGCACUUUGAGGACUCCAAGAAGUGUAAGACGUGGCCGGACUCCGAGAGCUAAUGUUCCGGGGACUCCCGGUCCCUUGGGCCGUGGUAGGGGUAGAGGUACGGGUAGUAUAUUACCUUCUUGGUAUCCAAGAACUCCUCUCCGGGACAUAACCGCUGUUGUAAGGGCCAUUGAAAGGAGGAGAGCUCGGUUAGGAGAUGGUGAAAAUCAAGUUUUUGAGACCCCAAGUGCCCCAAAUGAAAGUGUUCUUAACUCAAACAUAUCAUCGGUUGCUUCACUCGAGCACAAUUUCUCCACACCAGCUUCAACCGUUAAAUUGAAGCCUCGCCCUCCACCGAUCCAGACUGUGUCAAAGAUUCUGCUUAAUGUUGCCAAUAAAAAACCUGAUGAAUCAGCAGGGGAGCUUCUUACUACACCCCAAAGGAAGCUGUUGAACUCCAUUGACACAGUGGAGAAAGCUGUGAUGGAGGAGUUGCAGAAAAUGAAGAGGACCCCAAGUGCUAAGAAAGCUCAAAGGCAAAACAAGGUCCGGACAUUAAUGUCGAUGCGGUGAUGCUGUAUACCAUAAGAAAACCACCUCUCGGUGCAAGUCUUGAACCCGGCUGAUCAUCCUCUGAUGAUAUGUUUGCAUUCUUGGGGCAAAUUUUCCUUCAAUACUUGCUGAAGGGUCCUGAUAUAAAAAUU